This is a messenger RNA of Halichondria panicea, 1266 nucleotides long. RefSeq names its product mitogen-activated protein kinase 14-like. The transcript is spliced from 10 exons. Gene Ontology annotation, biological process: protein phosphorylation; intracellular signal transduction. Lineage: Eukaryota; Metazoa; Porifera; Demospongiae; Suberitida; Halichondriidae. The record is from RefSeq and is a predicted model, not a curated record. The coding region runs from base 40 to 1146 and encodes 368 amino acids. Gene Ontology annotation, molecular function: MAP kinase activity; ATP binding. Gene Ontology annotation, cellular component: nucleus; cytoplasm.
AGUCGCCCUCGGUGUUUACCCCCAACGAUCAUAAUAAUCAUGGCUGAGCAAGUGCUGCCCGAGAAGCCUGGUAGGCCUGGCUACUACAAGAUAGAGCUCAACAAGACUGUCUGGGAGAUCCCAGAGAAGUACCAGGAGCUCACAGCCAUUGGUGCUGGAGCCUACGGAUCUGUGUGCUCUGCCUUGGACACUGAGUAUGGUGUACGAGUGGCCUUGAAGAAACUUGCUAGACCGUUUCAGAACGCAGUAAUCGCUAAGAGAAGCUAUCGAGAGCUGCGAUACCUUAAGCACAUGAAGCAUGAGAAUAUCCUGGGUUUAUUGGAUGUAUUUAGUCCAGCAACGAACAUAAAAGAAUUCAAGGAUGUGUACUUUGUGACCCAUCUAAUGGGGUCAGACCUCAACAGCAUCAUACAGCAACGCUCACACACUGAGGACCAUGUGCAGUUCCUCAUCUAUCAGAUCCUAAGAGGACUUAAGUAUGUGCACUCUGCUGGUAUCAUCCAUCGUGACCUCAAGCCCUCCAACAUUGCAGUCAACAAGGAAACCUGUGAACUGAGAAUCCUUGACUUUGGUCUGGCUCGAGCUAAGGAUGAUGAGAUGACUGGAUAUGUGGCUACUCGACAUUGGAGGGCACCAGAGAUCAUGCUCAGUUGGAUGCACUAUGGUAUGAAAGUGGAUAUCUGGUCCGUUGGGUGCAUCAUGGCAGAGCUGCUGACUGGACAAGUGGUCUUCCCAGGAACAGAUCACAUUGACCAGCUGACGCGUAUCUUUGAGGUUAUUGGUACUCCUGACAUGGAGUUUUUGGACAAGAUUACCAGUGAUACAGCGAGGACGUUUAUUGAGACUAUGCCUACCUACGCUCGUAAGGACUUCAGCACAUACUUUGUUGGUAGCAGUGCGAGUGCUGUGGACCUGUUGGAGAAGCUGCUGCAUAUCGAUCCUGACCGUCGGCCGACUACAGAGGAGGCUUUGGCUCAUCCCUAUCUGGCCAGUUAUGCUGAUGUUGACGAUGAGGCACUGAGCCCUCCCUAUGACGAUGCAUUUGAGAGACGAGAGCUUGACCACAAUGGCUGGAAGAAGCUUGUCUAUGAGGAGGUGACGACCUUUGUACCUGACCCAUCUCUCUACCAAACUGAUAAUGAUUGAACGCUCAUGCAAGACUUAAUAAUUACAAAGUAGUUGAACACCUUUUCCAUUUUUAAUAAACUUAUUUUGACAUCAUGAAUUGUGUGUUAUGUUUCGAUAAUUAUUAUUGUUAACCAAUAA